AUGGCUGGAUCUGGAAGCUCAGAUGUGAGAACUCCAAUUUUCUCUGGUGAAAAUUAUGAGUUUUGGAAGAUUAAGAUGGUGACCAUAUUCAAAUCAUAUGGGCUUUGGAAUCUGGUAGAGAAGGGAAUUCCAGUUUCAGAUUCGAAGAAGAAGGAGAAGGCAACUGAGGAGACUUCAGAGGAAGAAGAUGAUGAGAAAACAGCUGCAAUCCUCAUGAAGGAUGCAAAGGCUCUGGGUAUUAUCCAAAAUGCAGUCUCAGAUCAGAUUUUUCCACGAAUAGCAAAUGCAGACUCUGCCAAAGCUGCUUGGGAGCUAUUGCAUGGAGAAUUUCAUGGUGGAGAUCAUGUUAGAUCGGUAAAACUUCAAAAUCUUAGACGUGAAUUUGAAUAUACUAGGAUGCAUGAUAGUGAGUCAUUGUCUACUUAUCUUACUAGACUGAAUGAUCUGAUUAAUCAAAUGAAAACAUAUGGUGAAGUGCUCUCGAAUGAGAGGCUUGUGCAAAAGGUUUUGAUUAGUCUUAGCAAGGUUUAUGACCCCAUUUGUUUAGUGAUUGAAAACACUAAGAGUCUAGAGACUGUGGAGUUGCAAGAGGUAAUUGCUAUUCUGAAAAGUCAAGAGCAGCGAUUUGAGUUACACAAUGCAGAUGCAACUGAGAAAGCUUUUGCCUCAUUCACAACUCACAGCUCAUCUACAGGUCAAGAAGCUGUAAAACCCCAAUGCAAGGUGUGCUCCAAGUAUCACUUUGGAGAAUGCAGGUAUAAAGGCAAGCCAAAGUGUUACAAUUGUGACAGGUUUGGUCACUUGGCUAGAGAGUGCAUUGCAGAGAAGGCUGUGCAAAAGGCAAACUGUGCAAGUCAAAAGGAGGUGGCUGGAAACCUGUUUUAUGCAAACUGCACUACCACUGAGUCAAAACCGAAUGGGGAUUGGUAUAUUGACAGUGGCUGUAGCAAUCAUAUGACAGGAAAUGUGGAUUUGCUUGUUGACAUAAGGACAAAUGUGGCUGGAAAGGUGCAGAUGCCAACUGGUGCUCUUGUGAAUGUGGCUGGCAUUGGUUCACUAGUUAUUGACACAACAAAUGGAAGAAAAUACAUUAGGGAAGUAAUGUAUCUUCCGGGCUUGAAAGAGAAUCUGUUAAGUGUUGGACAAAUGGAUGAGCAUGGAUAUUGUUUGGUGUUUGGAGAUGGAAUGUGUAAGGUGUUUGAAAGCUCCUCAAUGAACAGCCUCAUUAUCAAAGUCCAAAUGAUGAAAAACACUAUGCUAUCCCCUGUCAUUCCUAGCUGA
Messenger RNA from Prunus armeniaca (apricot), 1281 nucleotides. The record is from the annotation of a GenBank genome assembly. NCBI's taxonomy places the organism in Eukaryota, Viridiplantae, Streptophyta, Magnoliopsida, Rosales, Rosaceae.